Messenger RNA from Pocillopora damicornis (cauliflower coral), 2574 nucleotides. Its product is annotated as potassium voltage-gated channel subfamily A member 2. Gene Ontology annotation, molecular function: delayed rectifier potassium channel activity; protein binding. Gene Ontology annotation, biological process: protein homooligomerization; potassium ion transmembrane transport; action potential. The record is from RefSeq and is a predicted model, not a curated record. Gene Ontology annotation, cellular component: voltage-gated potassium channel complex; membrane. Lineage: Eukaryota; Metazoa; Cnidaria; Anthozoa; Scleractinia; Pocilloporidae.
UCUGUGUUAAAAAUUUAUGCAUUAAAUAUUAAUUACUUUGCUCUCCAAAGAAAACGACCGCUAUUGUAGCAAAAUCUACUUUUCUGGAUUUUUCCAGUCUUUAUUUCUUCAAGAUAAGCAUCAAAUCCGCCCACAAAUGUACGGUGGGUAGCUCCACUUCUUCAAACUGUGCGAGGAAGUCUUUUACCUUGCUUCUCCGCGCUGGUCUUUUAAAACUGUACGUGUCAUAAAAAAAAAUUCGCGGUUGAGCCUUGAUGUGGUUAAAAUUUUUCGCAGCAGGAUAGAACACUAUACAAGACCUGAUUUAUUCAGAUGACAACAAGUAAGACGCGUUUUAGUGACUCACAAAAGCUUCGUGAGUAUCUCUCACUUGUCGGUGUAAGUGUAGUGUGCUUUCUGAAAAGAAUUGAGUUUUGGUUUCGCUUAAGUCACCCAAUGCGAGACUAACUUUUGAACCUUCGAAAUUCUCAACUCGUCUGUGGUUAUUGUUUCUCGUUUUCUGGCUGUUUUUCUUUCUUACCGACACCCUCUUCUCAAUUUUAUUGCAGAUAAGUCUUUCGAAGUCGGCUCAUCCGAUGGGCGUGUUUUCGCAUCCAGAGCUGCGAAUCUCCUCCUCGCGUGGGCUCAAAAAUAUGAAGCGACGACAAUAAAGUUUCCCAACCACUAUUCAAAACACAAAGACGAUAAAAAUUCGUUCAUCUGUGCUUCACGCACUCGAAGACUGGUCGUAAAUUAACCCACAGUAAUGCAUGCGCUCUCAGUGGCCGCAUCGUCACGAGCUUCCGGUUAUGAUGGAGACCGCUAUGGCAGAAUUGAAAAUUGGUUGGAACCCUGUGGUCCACAAUCAGUCACAACAGCGGAUACAGGAAUAAGAAUUCGCAUCAACGUCCGGGGACUUGUUUUCGAAACCUAUGAACAAACUCUGGCCCAGUACCCUCAAACAUUGCUCGGUUCGCCAAGCAAGCGGAGGGAAUAUUACAACACUCUGAGCAAGGAAUACUGUUUUGAUCGUGAUAAAGUUGUGUUUGAUGCCAUACUGUUUUUCUAUCAAUCCUGUGGAAUUUUAUCAUGUCCCGAGCACGUUCCACGGGAAAGUUUUUUAGAGGAAAUCAAAUUUUUCCAGCUUCAUCAAGCGGACUUGAGGUACAAGCAGGAAAUUGAACCUGAGAAGGUGAAAGAUGUUGAAGAGGAGAUGCCCGAACAUCCGAUUCAGCGAAAAAUUUGGAGGCUUCUAGAAUACCCUCACACCUCCAUUUGGGCGGAUUUGCUGGCAAAAUUCAGUUUACUUGUGAUAAUAUUAUCAACGAUAACAUUUUGUAUUGAGACUAUCCCGAGGUUUAAUCGGCGCACUGUUUGUCGUGAUGUCACUUCGAGCUCCUUACACAACAAUACCAACGGUCAUAUAUUGUCACGUGACCUCUACAACACUUCGCUGGGCGAUAAUCACAUCAACCUGACAGAGACACACUGUACUGUUAUAGAACGUGGUACCUAUUGGUCAACGAUCGAGACUGUCUACGUAGCAUGGUUUACGUUUGAAUAUGUUUUGCGACUUAUUGCUGCUCCAAAUCGAAUCAAAUUUAUGACUUCCGCCUUGGGUUUAGUUGACUUUUUAGCCAUUUUGCCAUUUUAUAUCACUCUUAUCUUCGAAGCGGAUGGUGUCUUGAUGACGUCAUUUCCGGUUUUAAGGAUAAUUCGCCUCAUUAGAGUGUUACGAGUCCUGAAGCUUUCUCGCUACAGCAAAGGCUUGAAAGUUCUCGCUCAAACAUUAGUUAUGAGUGGAAAAGACCUACCGUCGCUAUUAGCAGUUAUGAUUAUUAAUGUGAUCCUCUUCUCCAGCGUCAUUUACUAUGUUGAGAAUGACGUGAAAGACAAUGACUUUGAUAGUAUACCAGACGCCUUUUGGUGGACGAUAGUCACCAUGACCGCAGUGGGUUAUGGGGACAAGGUACCGAAAGGUGCUCUGGGUAAAUUAAUUGGAGCCAUCUGUGCUGUAUCCGGGAUAGUUGUUCUGUUUUGUUUCCCCACCCCUGUCCUGCUGUCACACUUUGAGGAGAUGUACAAGCUAAAGGGAAGUAGUCCGGCGAACAAACAGAAAGGGAAGGAAAAGCAAAACAAUGGGAAACAGGAGGAUGAAAGCAAAAUGAAAGACACUGAAGUCACUCUGUUGGGAGAAGGAGAAAGAAUUGAGAUUUACGUUUAAUUUUUAUAUCCAAAUUGUUUAGGUAUGGUUUCUCUAGACCCCUGAAAAAGGUGCAAAGUUUUCAGAGGCGAAAGUUAAGAAUCACAGUUUUGUUAGAAAAAGUAACGAUAUAAAUGAUAAUAAAAAAGAAUCUCAUCCCUUACCCAGCUUUCCCUCGGUUUUAUGUAAAAUUUCACAGACAAUGAAAAGAUGUAGGUACAAGAUAUAACAGGAUCCGUAGCUAAAAGACGAAGACUAGCUGUGUAGCAGUCGAAACGUUGUAAUCAAUAGAGUUGAUAGCCUGACUCUAUAUCGCGAGGCAUACGAUUUACGUUCAAUUAUAAAAGACUUUCACAGAGCAAAAAGAGUCACAAAGAUUUUGAUUAAAACUG